AUGCAUAUUGCGGAUUACUGCCGCAGUGAAACUACAAUCGGUGCAGAUGAUUUAAUCUAUGCUCCAUUUACAAUUGCUGCCUAUGCUAUUUACAGAUUAUUCUUGAGCCAAUUCUUCCUCAAGCCCUUAUCAUUGUUAAUUAAUGAAAAGCUUCGUUACAAAUUUAUCCACCGCGGCUUCGAUUUAGUCCAUUAUGUCUGCUCUACCAUCCUUGGUACCUUAGCUUUCUCACAAAGACCAUAUUUCCACUGCCCAUUCUAUUUCCUUGACUGUGGUAAGUAUAUUGCCUGCACAGGUCCAAAAGUUGUUUGCUCUCACCUCGAAAAGAUCUAUUUCUUCUUCUUUGCUUCAUACUAUCUCAGUGAUGUCUUUUGGAUCAGCACAACAAAGGAUAUUAAGAUGCUUAUUGCUCACCACUUUGUCACAAUCACAAUGAUCACAGGCUGUGCAUUAGUUGCUCGUCCAGUUGGCGGCUUAUCCAUCAUGCUUCUCCAUGAUUGGGUUGAUAUCUUCCUUUACUCCGGAAAGGUCAUGAACUAUAUUGGUCUUAAGCUUAUUUCAGAUAUUUUGAUGGUUUGCUUCGCCGCAUCCUUCAUUUACUUAAGAUUAUUCGGAUGCCUUACAAUUCUCAUCACAAUUUGCACACAGCAGCUCGAGCAGCCACACCACGCCAAGCUCUACUUCAUCGCAAGAUGCGCUUUCGGUGGUCUUUAUGUUUGCCACUGUAUUUGGGGCUACCAGAUCUUCUGCGCCCUCAAGAGAAUCUUCUUCAACAAGGAUUCAAUCCAUGACACUCGCUCUGAUAAGGGCAGUGAUAAGGAAAAGGCCGAAUAG
Trichomonas vaginalis G3 is the source of this 834-nucleotide messenger RNA. Its product is annotated as sphingosine N-acyltransferase Lag1/Lac1-like. The coding region runs from base 1 to 834 and encodes 277 amino acids. Gene Ontology annotation, cellular component: membrane; endoplasmic reticulum. The record is from RefSeq and is a predicted model, not a curated record. Gene Ontology annotation, biological process: ceramide biosynthetic process. Lineage: Eukaryota; Parabasalia; Trichomonadida; Trichomonadidae. Gene Ontology annotation, molecular function: sphingosine N-acyltransferase activity. The transcript has a single exon.